Messenger RNA from Diatraea saccharalis (sugarcane borer), 1270 nucleotides. The record is from the annotation of a GenBank genome assembly. NCBI's taxonomy places the organism in Eukaryota, Metazoa, Arthropoda, Insecta, Lepidoptera, Crambidae.
AUAGAUAUUCGUACGUAUAUAGUGCAGUAUUUUGUUUGUUCUAAGGUUGUACCUAUUAAAUACCUCAAAAUUCAAAAUUGUCAAAUUUUUGUUAUUAGCUCUACGUUUAAAGGCCACCAAGUGACAUUGGUGGAACUAAAAAUGUCUGAAUUGUCGACAAUUGCCACCAUCAAAUGCAAACAGCAGGUCGUUCGCGCCGUCCGCUUCAACGUAGAUGGCACGUACUGUUUAACAUGUGGUGCUGAUAAAAAAAUCAAAUUAUGGAAUCCUCACAGGGAGCUCCUGCUUAAAACUUAUGGUGGUCACGCAAACGAGGUCUUAGACGCUGCCGGGUCGUGCGACAGUAGCCAUAUAGUAUCUUGUAGUAGUGAUAAAUCUGUGAUAUUAUGGGAUGUUACAACUGGACAGCCUAUUAGAAGGUACAGAGGUCAUGCAAGCUCUGUUACAUGUGUUAAAUUCAAUGAGGAGUCCAGUUUAGCUGUUUCAGGUUCAGUUGACAACACAGUAGCUUUCUGGGAUAUAGUAAGCCGUAGACAAGAGCCAGUGCAGGUCUUAAAAGAUGCUAAAGACACUAUAACAUCUAUACAAAUCACCGACCAUGAAAUCAUGACAUGUUCUGUUGAUUGUCAUGUCCGUUUAUAUGAUAUACGGGUUGGCAAAAUGACAUCGGACUAUAUAGGUCAUAUCGUAACUUUUGGUAACUUUACACAUGAUGGACAGUGUUAUGUUUUGAGUUGUAACGAUGGUACAGUUAAAUUAUUUGAUAAAGACUCUGGUGAAAUGUUGAAUACUUUCAUAGGACAUGAGUGUAAAGACUAUAUGCUAGAAAAUGUUGUUAAUGAAACGGAUAGUCAUAUAAUGUCCGGUUCGGCAACAGGUGAGGUAUUGGUUUGGGACCUCAUAAGUAGUAAGUCCACUAAUAAAUUUGUGCAUACUAAAAAUAAACCUGUAAUUUCAUUGAGCCAUCAUCCAACUGAAAGUUAUUUAUUAACGGCUUGUGAUGAUGAGAUUAAGCUUUGGGGAAACAAAAGUGCUAAUGACUAAUUUAUUAUGAGUUUGUGUUAUCUUAUGUUUUGUAAAGUUUAUUAUCAAUAAAUAAUAAACUAGUGUAAAAUUUAUAAUAAAGUAAUUUUUAAUGGAUAGAAUUUCUAAUCUCUGAAUUAAUGGGAAAAUACAUAUGUUUUUGCCGAUUUCAGUAGUGCAAUGAAUAAAGCUUAUGACAUUAUCUUACAGUAUUAAAAACUAAAUUGAAUAAAGAUUUAUAAGCCGG